AUGUUGAUGGACGAAGACGUAGCCCCCUUGGUCGUUGACAAUGGUUCCGGUAUGUGUAAAGCUGGUUUUGCCGGCGAAGACGAACCACGUGCCGUGUUUCCGUCCAUCGUCGGCAAACCUCGUCAUCAGAUUAUUAUGACUGGAAUGGGAAGCAAAGACAGCUACGUUGGAGACGAGGCUCAGAAUAAACGUGGUAUCCUGACACUAAAAUAUCCAAUCGAACACGGCAUCGUUACAAACUGGGACGACAUGGAAAAGAUUUGGCACCAUACAUUCUAUAAUGAAUUAAACGUCGACCCCACAGAGCAUCCAGUACUUCUCACGGAAGCGCCAAGAAACCCGAAACAGAACAGAGAAAAAAUGACACAGAUUAUGUUUGAGACAUUCAACGUACCGGCAAUGUACGCAAACAUACAGGCCGUAUUGUCAUUGUAUGCCUCUGGUCGUACCACUGGGGCAGUGUUGGACACCGGUGAUGGCGUGAGUCAUGUCGUUCCCAUCUACGAAGGCUACUCUCUGCCGCAUGCUAUCGAGAGACUUGACUUGGCUGGCCGUGAUAUCACUGACUAUUUAAUCAGAAUUUUCUCAGAAAGAGGAUAUUCAUUUACAACUACUGCUGAAAGAGAGACUGUUCGUGACAUCAAAGAACAAUUAUGUUACGUGGCUAAGGAUUUCGAAGAGGAAUUACAACUUGCAGCAAGUUCGUCUUCAUUGGACAAAAGUUACGUCCUACCAGACGGUGUCACUAUAACUAUGGGCGACGAGCGAUUCAGAGCUCCUGAGUGUCUAUUUCAACCAGCGUUUCUAGGUAUGGACAUUGGCGGCAUUCAUCAAAUGCUUUAUCGAAGCAUUAUGAAAUGUGACAUCGACAUACGCAAAGACCUCUACGCCAACACGGUGUUGUCCGGUGGUACCAGCAUGUACCCGGGCACCGCUGACAGACUGCACAGAGAAAUGACUGCCCUGGCGCCUAGCACUAUGAAGAUUAAAAUCGUCGCACCACCGGGGAGGAAAUAUUCCGUAUGGACCGGUGGCUCCAUUCUAGCAUCGCUUACUACCUUUCAACAGAUGUGGGUCAGUCGACAGGAAUACGACGAGUCGGGUCCUAGUGUCGUGCACCGGAAGUGUUUCUAG
Saccoglossus kowalevskii is the source of this 1134-nucleotide messenger RNA. Its product is annotated as actin, cytoplasmic-like. NCBI's taxonomy places the organism in Eukaryota, Metazoa, Hemichordata, Enteropneusta, Harrimaniidae. The record is from RefSeq and is a predicted model, not a curated record.